UUCACCUACUGACACGUCGUCAUCGUUACUAAGCAACAGAGAACGCUAUCCGCUCCAGCUGAGCCAACUUUCAAAAUAGCUACCUACCAAGGCUAAUUAGUAAGUAAAAAUAUACCAAAAGUAUUCUCAUGCCAAACAUUUUAAUCCAAAAUGUCUUCUACUUCGACAAUUUACAAUUUGCAAGAUAUCGGGAAGCAAACAACGCCCCAGUAUUCCUCUGGGUCACCCACUUGCUAUCCUCAUGAGUCAGUGACACAGGAGACCACUGAUGCGCAACCAUUUCCUGCUGUGGUUCAUCAGCCGUGUGCAGACACCUUUUCAACCUCCGAGGAAGAGAAGGAGGAGAAGACAAUGGAGAAACACGAUGGUGUGUUGACUGAAGAGGACGUUCCCAGCUGUUUAUCCAACCUGGGACACUCUGCCACUGGACUAGAGCAUGUCUACCAGUUCCUCUGUGCGCCUGGUCGAAAUCUGAAUAAUGUAUCCAUCCUAUGCAAUUACGUCCACCUUCAAAAGCUAGAACUUCCUUACAACAAAAUAAAAGAUUUAUCCUGUGUAAGCCACAUGCCGUAUCUCAUCAUCCUGGACGCCUCCCACAACCAACUCACCGACUUCUUUGGAUUCCAGCCGCCCAAGAACCUCAAGGAGGUUAACUUUUCCCAUAACCAGAUGUCAGUGAUGACACAUUUGUCAGCCUACUCGUCUUUGAGUAAACUGAAUCUGGACUACAACUGUUUCAGUGAGAUCGGUGGUCUGCUGCAUUGUGACAGCCUCACACACCUCAGCCUGGCACACAACAAGAUCUCCUGUAUCAGUGGCCUGGACAACCUGCCAAUCAAAGACCUCUGUCUGAGGGGGAAUCAGAUUGAGAAGAUAGAGAACGUGGAGACUCUGACAACCCUGCAGGUCCUGGAUCUGUCUCUGAACCGGAUCACCAGUCUGUCAGGCCUGCAGAAUCUCCAUCUGCUGGGCUCCAUCAACCUGGAGAGGAACCUGAUCAGUGAAAUCAAGGAGGCCACACACAUCCAUGACCUGAGCCUGCUCCGAGAGCUGAAUCUGCAGAGAAACCUAGUCCAGGAGCAACUGGACUAUAGACUGGCAGUGAUCUUCCUCCUUCAACACCUGACUGGCCUGGACCAGGAGAAAGUCACAGUAGAGGAGAAGG
This is a messenger RNA of Salvelinus fontinalis (brook trout), 1165 nucleotides long. RefSeq names its product leucine-rich repeat and guanylate kinase domain-containing protein-like. Gene Ontology annotation, molecular function: GMP kinase activity; protein binding. The record is from RefSeq and is a predicted model, not a curated record. Lineage: Eukaryota; Metazoa; Chordata; Actinopteri; Salmoniformes; Salmonidae. Gene Ontology annotation, cellular component: cytosol.